UUGAUUUGAUCGGAUCCAAUUCACUUUUAGAUUGAUAAACUAUGAAAAGAAAAAAAAGACCGCAAAUUCAAUAGCUUCACUCCUCAAGUUCCACGCCGGCUGAGGAAGGAUUGCGAGGAAUGGUUUUUAAGAAUUUUCAAAUAUAUUUUCUAGUUUCUCGCCAGAACCUUGUUACUUAAACCAUAGGGCGGCGCUGACGGAACGCCGCCGCUUACUUCUUCUUGAAGCUCGUAAAGCCGGCACCAAUGGCGAUGACAGAUGGAAAACCAACACCCUCAUCCAGCAACGUGGCACGUUCAUGGCUCUCCACGCGUUCGUCAUCUCCCUUACGAUGGACGCGAAUCAGUUUAUGCUUCGCAUUCCUACUCUUCUCUCAAUAUUUUGCUAACGCCACGGUGUCAAUUUGUCAACUCCACCAUCGAGUUCUUGCAGAGACAGCUAUGGACAUGGACAGCAAUAACAAUACCAAAUAUCCAGAAGAUGAAGCUUCGCAAAUUAGAAGGGCUUUUAAGCUAUUGGAUGCUGAUUUCUUCAAUGAUACCAAGAUUCUGGAGAUUGCAAGGGGAGCAACAGAGUUCAAUAUACCUAUAAUAAGAACAAACAGGAAACUAGUUGCUUCUGUUGAUGGAGGAUUAGAGAAUCCAUUUCCCUUGGUUUUUAAUCCUAGGUGGGAUGAGGAAUAUGCCGGAGAAGAAAGCAAAAGAUUUACUCACCCUUCUAUUUCUGGUAUUCAAAGGCCGAAAAGUGAGGAAGAUAUUGCCUUCAUGAGUGUUCUUGAACUUGGUGAAAUCAUUAAGACCAAGCAAAUUACAUCUAAGGAACUCACUAGAAUUUAUCUUGAGAGGUUGAAGAGGUAUAAUCCUGUUCUUGAAGCUGUGGUUACUUAUACAGAAGAGUUAGCUUACUGGCAAGCAGAAGAAGCUGACAAAUUGCUUGCUCAAGGAAUAUAUUUGGGACCUCUCCAUGGAAUUCCCUACGGGUUGAAGGAUAUAAUAUCAGUACCCCAUUACAAGACCACUUGGGGUUCAACAAGUUUUAUGUCUCAAAUUCUUGACAUCGAAGCCUGGGUUUAUAAAAGAUUGAAGUCUACGGGAGCAGUCCUUGUUGCAAAGCUUGUUACUGGGUCAUUAGCAUAUGAUGACAUCUGGUUUGGGGGUAGGACAAGGAAUCCCUGGAACAUUGAGGAAUUCUCUACCGGUUCUUCGGCUGGACCUGCUGCCUGCACCUCUGCUGGAAUGGUUCCAUUUGCAAUUGGUUCAGAAACAGCUGGGUCGAUAAUCUACCCAGCAGCUCGUUGUGGUGUGACAGCAUUACGUCCAACUUUUGGGACAGUUGGUAGAACUGGAGUAAUGAGCUUAUCUGAAAGCCUGGAUAAGCUUGGUCCUUUCUGUAGAAGUGCUGCAGAUUGCGCAAUUGUUCUUGAUGCCAUUAGAGGGAAGGAUCCAGGUGAUCUCUCAUCAAGAAACAUUCCCUUUGAUAAUCCAUUCUCAGUUGACAUCACAAAGCUAAGAGUUGGAUAUCUUAGUGAUGCUGAGAUGGAGGUUGUUGAUGUCCUUGCAUCGAAGGGUGUAAAGAUGGUUCCUUUUGAGUUGAAUUACACAGUAGAAUCAGUUCAAGGUAUCCUAAAUUUUACUAUGGAUGUUGAUACAUUGGCUCACUUUGACAAGUGGCAACGCUCGAACCAGGAUGAUAUUUAUGAAUCUCAAGAUCAAUGGCCUCUCGAAUUACGCCGUGCACGAGUCAUUCCAGCAGUAGACUAUGUGCAGGCACAAAGAGCUCGGGGAAAAUUGAUUUGCGAAGUGAAGAAAAAUUUUUUUGUUGAUGCAUUCAUUGGCAAUGCAACUGAUUGGGAGAAAAUUUGCUUGGGCAAUCUUGUUGGUUUACCUGUAAUUGUCAUUCCAACUGGAUUUAAAAAUAUUUCAGAUCCUCCUCCUGGAGGAACUCUUAGAAGGACCACUAUCAACACUGGCAUUUAUGCUCCUCCGGAUCAUGAUCACAUUGCAUUAGCAUUGGCCAUGGCUUAUCAAUCAGUCACAGAACACCACAAACGCCGCCCACCCAUAGAUCGAUUAGGCCCAAAUGAUCCAAUUCCAAGCCUGUCGACAGCUACGCCAAUUCAAACGGCUACUUAAACGGAAGUGGAACUUUCGUGGCCCUCGCGCUUACAACAACGAUAGAAGAGUCUCCAAUUUUGGUAUGUUUCAUCAUUUUUUUCUUUUUAAUAAUUAAAAAUUACUCAACGGUGUUCAUAUAAAUAUUUACCCAGAUAAAUGGUAUUAUCCUAUUUGCAA
Carica papaya (papaya) is the source of this 2291-nucleotide messenger RNA. Its product is annotated as Amidase family protein. NCBI's taxonomy places the organism in Eukaryota, Viridiplantae, Streptophyta, Magnoliopsida, Brassicales, Caricaceae. The record is from RefSeq and is a predicted model, not a curated record. Gene Ontology annotation, molecular function: glutaminyl-tRNA synthase (glutamine-hydrolyzing) activity.